AUGUCUGAUGUAAAUACUGCUGUCCAAAUUUGUUCGAUGUUGCAUCAACGUUACUCUGAAUUCUCUGCUCAAUUAUUAGAGCACUGGCAAAAAGUUCUACCUUUAAAAAAGGAUGAAAAGAUCAUUAACCCCAGCAAAAUUCGAGUAGAUCUCAGGUUUUAUGCUGAGUUAGUUUCCUGUGGUGUAUUCAACUUGAAAGAAGGUUUGCCCCUUCUUGGAAAUUUGUUGACCGUGUUGACAGCAUCGGAUAAGGAAGAACAUGGAAAUGUCAAUAUCCUCUUGAGUUUUUGUCGCCAUUGUGGAGAAGAUUAUGCAGGUCUAAUACCUCGGAAGUAUCGCACUUUAAGUGAAAAAUUCAAUCUUGAAGUUCCAAAAAGUAAUUUCUUGCCUGCUGACCGACAGAAAGGGUUGCGUAAUUUGUUAAAAGAAUAUUAUAAGUCAUUAUGUAAGCAUGUUAUUAGAGAUUACAAAGUUCUUCAAAAUAUGGAGAAGCAAAAUCAUAGAAUCUUGCAGACUAAAGGAGAGUUAAGUACUGAGAGGAAAGAAAAAUUCGAAUCUUGUCAAAAUGCAUUCCAGAAACUUGUUACCAACACUCAGCAAUUUGCUGAUAUUGUGGAUGAAGAUAUGCCAGAGCUACCUAAAGAUGAAACUUAUUCUCAAGACAGUGAAACAACAAUUGAUGUACAUAAUCGUUUUAAAGAUGGUGAGGCUGAAGGAACACUUUCAAUUUGGGAAGAUGAUGACACUCGUUGCUUUUAUGAAAAUUUGCCCGAUCUCAAGGCUUUUAUACCUGGUAUUCUUUUUAAAGAUAGCUCUCAAACACCUCUACAAAAUCAGUCUGAAAAUGUUGAGGAAAAGCUGGAAGAAGAUUUAAGCAAAUUGGAAAUUGAAGAUAAUGAAUUGUUAGAAGCUGAAGUAAAAGAAGUUGAGGAAUUCAAAGACAUUGCCAAAAGUGAUGAGAAAGAUCUUACAGAAACACUUAUGCAAGAAAUAGAUGAUACAGAAGAAGACAGCUCUGUUACCAAUUCAGCCAAUAAACUAUUAUUAGAUGGGUUUUUAACAUCUCUGCUUAAUUGUGUUAAUAGAGAAAUGAUUGAUCAAGCUGCUGUAGACUUCUGCAUGAAUUUGAAUACUCGGCCAAAUCGGAAAAAACUUGUACGAGCAUUAUUUUUAGUUCCCAGAACAAGGUUAGACCUUUUGCCAUUUUAUGCUCGUUUUGUUGCUACAUUGAAUCCCUGCAUGCCCGAUGUUGCUACAGAUUUAGUUACAAUGUUGAAGCAGGAUUUUAAAUUUCACAUGAAAAAGAAAGAUCAAAUAAAUAUUGAAUCAAAAGUGAAAACUGUUAGGUUCAUUGGUGAAUUAGUUAAGUUUAAGGUGUUCCCAAAAUCUGAAGCUCUAUUCUGUCUGAAACUUUUACUAUCAGAUUUCAUUCAUCAUCAUAUAGAAAUGGCCUGCAAUCUUUUGGAGACUUGUGGAAGAUUUUUGUUUCGAGCUCCAGAUUCUUAUCAACGUACUAAAGUUUUAUUAGAACAAAUGAUGAGAAAAAAGUCAGUUAUGUCGCUAGACAGUCGUUAUACAACAAUGAUUGAAAAUGCUUUUUACUACUGCAAUCCUCCAGAAGUUGCUCCGAUGGUGAAAGUUGAGCGUCCUCCCAUGCAUGAAUAUAUAAGAAAAUUAUUGUAUCAAGAUCUCACCAAAAAUAAUCUGGACAAGGGAUCUGAUAAAUAUUCGUCUUCUGUGAAAGUUCUUCGACAGAUGCGGAAAUUAGAUUGGGAUGAAUCAGAAACCUCGGCUUACAUUACUAAGUGUCUUACUGCAGUAUGGAACGUUAAAUACUACAAUAUUCGUUGCAUUGCUAAUUUGCUUGCUGGUUUGGUUGCAUAUCAGGAGAACGUUGGAUCUCAAGUGGUGGAUGGUGUGUUGGAGGAUAUUAGGUUGGGCAUGGAGGUUAAUCAUCCCAAAUAUAAUCAACGUCGAGUGAGCAUGGUGCGUUAUCUUGGUGAAUUAUAUAACUACAGGAUGGUAGAAUCAGCUGUUAUUUUUCGUGUCCUAUACUCAUUUAUUACUUUUGGAGUAAAUUAUGAUGGUUCAUAUUCAGAGCUUGAUCCUCCUGACCACUUGUUUAGAAUUCGUUUAGUUUGCAUACUUCUUGAUACCUGUGGUCAAUAUUUCAACAGUGGCUCGAGUAAAAAGAAGUUGGACUGUUUUCUGAUAUUUUUCCAGCGAUAUUAUUGGCAUAAAAUGUCAUCUGAAAUUUGGAAUGAAGAAUAUCCUUUUCCUGUUACGGUAAAAUUUAUGGUAACUGAUACAAUUGCUGCUUUACGUCCAAAACUGAAAAUGUACGAAAGUUUAGAAGAUGCCAUUCAAGGCGUUCAAGAUCUGAUUAACGAAUUAAAGCCUAAAUUGGUUGAAGUUUGCCCAAAUAUACUAAAUGAAGAUGACGAAGAAAAGUCAAAGGUGCAAACUCCUGCUCAAAAUGACAGUUUAGGACCAAUUGAGGAAGUUGAUGAAGAAGUUGAAGAUGAUGCCCAAAGUGAAGGCAGUUAUCAUGAAGGAGAAACUGAAGGAGAUACUGAUGGCUUUAGUGGAAGUCAAAGUCAACCUUUUGAAGAUGAAAAUGAAGUAAGCAGUCGACAUGGAAUGUCUCAACAGAGUGAUGUUGAAAAUGACCAAAUUUAUGAUGCAAGUGAAGAUGCUCCUAAUGUCAAGCUCGUCACUAAACAAGUUCAGUCAGCAGAAGAUGAAGAUUUCAUGACAGCAUUUGAUAGAAUGCUAUCUGAAAGCAUUCUUCAUAGGAAUCAAGAGUCUGUUAAACCACAAGUUGAUAUUGUGAUACCAAUGAAUAUUAAAGGAUCAAACAAGAAAGCAAUAUCUGUAUUUGAAUUGAAAGAAGAAGAAAAGCCAACAAUUAAUUUUGUACUGAUGACUAGACGAGGAAAUAAGCAACAGUUCAAAAAUCUGGCAGUCCCGGUUACUUCUGAACUUGCUCAAAAUUUGAAAGAUAGAGAAGAGGCUGAAAGAAUGGAAAAACAGCAUGUUAAACUUUUGACAUUGAAUAUAAAUGAAAGACAAGAAGAAGAAGAUUAUCAAGAAAUGUUGGCAGCUCAGCAAAGACCAUCAGUUAUGAAUUUGAAUAGAGAUCGCAGACAGAAAUACCAUCAUCCAAAGGGUGCACCUGAUGCAGACUUGAUUUUCGGAAAUAAGUAGCUGUCUGGCCUGGCCAGCAUUCAUUGAUCUGGGAAAGUUUUCCACCCUAUUUAUUUGUUUUUAAUGCUACAGUGAAAUGAGAAACCUACAUUUCUAUUUCUAAGAACCAAAUCUUUAAAUAAUAAGAAUAAUCGUUUACUUGUUGAAUACAAACUGAAACCAAAUUACGAUUAAGACCGAUCAUUUUAAAAAGCCGAAACUUCAUUUCAUCCAGGUCAUAUGAAAUUGUCUGCGCCAGGAAAUAUCAUAAUACACCUUGUCUCCAAGAGACUGCAGGAACAUUGACGUCCAUACCAUCACACAUCUUUUAAUGACAUGGAGUGCAAAUGCAGUCCAAUUUGUGAUUUUUGUACAGUUUUACAUUAGAUUUAAAAGUGUAAUAAAGUUUAUUUAUUUAAAAAUGCUUUUAAGUUUCUUAGACUUGUGCAUUCUUAAUUUCAAAAACUAUGCCAUGUUUGUAAUGGA
Messenger RNA from Uloborus diversus, 3672 nucleotides. It is a transcript of the gene Upf2, whose product is annotated as regulator of nonsense transcripts 2-like. The transcript has 33 exons. NCBI's taxonomy places the organism in Eukaryota, Metazoa, Arthropoda, Arachnida, Araneae, Uloboridae. Gene Ontology annotation, molecular function: RNA binding; protein binding. The record is from RefSeq and is a predicted model, not a curated record. Gene Ontology annotation, cellular component: exon-exon junction complex; cytoplasm. Gene Ontology annotation, biological process: nuclear-transcribed mRNA catabolic process, nonsense-mediated decay. The coding region runs from base 1 to 3207 and encodes 1068 amino acids.